AUGUGGCCUCGGUUAGUAGCUAACAAAGUCCUGAAGAAGAGACUGGGAAGCAACAAUUUUGUGGCAGAUUUUCCGAUCAGCAUUAACUCAUCAUCAUCAUCAUCAUCAGCCGAGUCAACGACGUCGUCUUUGCCGGAAAACACUCCUAGCUUUGAUGAUCAUCACACAUCUUUAACUCUUAACACCACAAUCUUCAAUCAGCACAAGCUCAACGUCCAUAACUACAAGUUCUUUACUAGUACAUGGAACGUGGGUGGGGUGGAACCACAUGAGGAUUUGAAUUUGGAGGAUUGGAUAGACCCGUCUUGUGACAUCUAUGUUUUUGGGUUUCAAGAAAUUGUGCCUCUAAAAGCAUCAAACGUUCUAGGAUAUUCAGAGAGCAGUAGAAUUGCAAGGAAAUGGAACAGUUUGAUCAGAGAAGCAUUGAACAAGAAAAGCAGUAAUAGCUUUGACCAAAAGAGCUUCCAGUGUAUCAUAAGUAAACAGAUGGUUGGGAUUUUGGUGUCUGUUUGGGUCAGAACAAGUCUUGGUCCAUUUAUUAAGCACCAGAGUGUCUCAUGCGUAGGCUGCGGCAUCAUGGGCUGCCUAGGAAAUAAGGGUGCAGUGUCAGUGAGAUUUCAGAUACACGAAACGAGCUUAUGCAUUGUGUGUAGUCAUCUGGCUUCUGGGGGCAGACAAGGAGAUGAGAAAUAUAGAAACUCUAACGUGACAGAAGUUCUAUCAAGAACAACUUUUCCCAGAGGUGCUUUGCUUGAUUUGCCUCAGAAGAUUCUGGACCACGAUCGGGUAAUAUGGCUUGGAGAUUUGAAUUAUAGAAUUUCUUUGCCUGAAGCAAGGACCCGUUUGUUAGUGGAUAAAGGGAAUUGGUCGGCCUUGCUAGAAAAUGAUCAGCUGAGAAGAGAACUCAUGGAUGGCCAAGUAUUUGAAGGGUGGCAUGAAGGAGCUAUAAAAUUUGCUCCCACUUACAAAUAUUGUGUCAAUUCUGAUGCAUAUUUUGGAAUUGUUAAUGGCACUAAAGGUGAAAAGAAACGAGCCCCAGCAUGGUGUGAUCGUAUAAUUUGGUAUGGAGAGGGAUUAAAGCAACAUUUUUACAGUAGAGGAGAAUCAAAGUUGUCAGAUCAUAAGCCUGUCAAGGCAUUGUUUUCAGCAGAAGUGUGCGUUUUGAAAACACUUGGAGCAAUCCGUGGUUUCUUUCUAUCAGAAAGGUUUGAACAAAUUAACAGGAAUAUUGAUCAUCACCAUCAUCAUCGUCGUCAUCAUGAUAUAUCUUCCGACGAUGAUCAUUUUAUAUGUAAUGAAAAAAUAAGUUUGUGUCAAACCUGA
This is a messenger RNA of Humulus lupulus (European hop), 1323 nucleotides long. RefSeq names its product type IV inositol polyphosphate 5-phosphatase 9. Gene Ontology annotation, molecular function: phosphatidylinositol-4,5-bisphosphate 5-phosphatase activity; inositol-polyphosphate 5-phosphatase activity; phosphatidylinositol-3,4,5-trisphosphate 5-phosphatase activity. Gene Ontology annotation, biological process: phosphatidylinositol dephosphorylation. NCBI's taxonomy places the organism in Eukaryota, Viridiplantae, Streptophyta, Magnoliopsida, Rosales, Cannabaceae. The transcript has 8 exons. Bases 1 to 1323 code for a protein of 440 amino acids. The record is from RefSeq and is a predicted model, not a curated record.